AUGACUACGACUUUUUCACAGCACGUCCCGCCCCAGUAUUUGCACCUUGUGGCUAGUGAAUGCUUCCAUGACAAGCACUCCCUGACUGAAAUCCGAGACAGUCUUAUGGACUUGCUUGGAGAUGUGUUCUUUGUGGUCCAUGAGCUGAUCACAGCUCAAUAUCAUAGAGGAAUCUCUGUGGGGCCAGGAGCAGGGAGUCACCCCUUUGGGGCCCACAACACCUGGCUGUCCCCAGACUCGUGUCCAGGGAAGAUCUUGUUGAGGGGACUCAAGGAGAGCGGGGCAAGGAUGCCUGAGCAGGACAAGGACCCCAGAGUCCAAGAGAAUCCUGAUGAUCAGAGAAGGGUCCCCAUGGUCACCGGGGAUGCACGGUCUGCAUUUCAGCCCCUGCGGGACAAUGGAGGCCUCUCUCCCUUUGUGCCCAGGCCUGGGCCACUGCAGAGAGACCUCCAUGCCCAGAGGUCAGAAGUCAGAUAUAAGCAGACAUCCCAGACCUCCUGGACGAGCUCGUGCACCAAACGCAAUGCCAUCUCGAGCUCCUACAGCUCCACGGGAGGCUUCCCAUGGCUAAAGCGGAGGAGGAUGAGGGGGCCAGCCUCAUCCCACUGCCAGCUGACCCUCAGUUCCUCAAAGACAGUGAGUGAGGCCAGGCCUCAGGCUGUCCCUUCGGGUCACACCCAGUGUGAAAAGGCAGCAGAUACAACACCAGGGCAGACACUCACCCCCAGGACUGGCUCCCCCAGAUCCCAGACCUCUAGGCCCCGUAGACGCAAGUUUCCCCUGCUGCCACGCAGGCGAGGGGAGCCUCUGAUGCUGCCACCUCCCUUAGAGCUGGGGUUCCGGGUCACUGCUGAAGACCUGGACCUGGAGAAGGAGGCGGCAUUCCAGUGCAUCAACAGUGUACUGCGGGGUGAGGCCAAGGCCAUCUGGGACUGCAGACCCUCACGGCCUUCCCACGCUUUGUCUUCACUUGCAACAGGGGCUUCUGGUCUGCCUGCUGUUUCUAAAGCACCCAGGAUGGAUGCACAGCAGGAGAGAGACAAGUCCCAAGACUCCCGGGGCCCAGUGGCUCCCCUAGCAUCUGUUGCAGAGGCUCCCUCUACAGCUCCUGUGUCUAGGAAGAAGCACAGACCACCAGGCCCCCUGUUCUCCCUCUCAGAUCCCCUUCCUGCCACUUCUUCCCACUCCCAGGACCCAGCCCAGGUCACCUCGCUGAUUCCUGCCCCCUUGCCAGCUGCAAGCAUGGAUGGGGGCAUGAGAAGCCCAAGGCCUGGCACUUCUGCUCCUGCAGCUGCUGCAGCGGCCCCUCCCCCCCACACUUUGACCCCCACGUCGGGGUCCCUACUGAGUGAGUGGAUGGAGGCCCUUCACAUUUCCGGGCCUCAACCACAGCUGCAGCAGGUUCCCAGAGGUCAGAAGUCAGAUAACCAGAGAUCCCAGACCUCCUGCAUGAGCUCGUGUCCCAAACGAAAUGCCAUCUCGAGCUCCUACAGCUCCACGGGAGGCUUCCCAUGGCUAAAGCGGAGGAGGAUGGGGGGGCCAGCCUCAUCCCACUGCCAGCUGACCCUCAGUUCCUCAAAGACAGUGAGUGAGGCCAGGCCUCAGGCUGCCUCUUCGGGUCACACCCAGUGUGAAAAGGUGGCAGAUACAACACCAGGGCAGACAUUCGCCCCCAGGACUGGCUCCCCCAGAUCCCAGGCCUCUAGGCCUCGUAGACGCAAGUUUCCCCUGCUGCCACGCAGGCGAGGGGAGCCUCUGAUGCUGCCACCUCCCUUACAGCUGGGGUUCCGGGUCACUGCUGAAGACCUGGACCUGGAGAAGGAGGCGGCAUUCCAGUGCAUCAACAGUGUACUGCGGGGUGAGGCCAAGGCCAUCUGGGACUGCAGACCCUCACGGCCUUCCCACGCUUUGUCUUCACUUGCAACAGGGGCUUCUGGUCUGCCUGCUGUUUCUAAAGCACCCAAUAUGGAUGCACAGCAGGAGAGACACAAGUCCUAAGACUCCCGGGCCAGUGCCCCCCUAGCAUCUGCUGCAGAGGCUCCCUCUACAGCUCCUGUGUCUGGGAAGAAACACAGACCACCAGGCCCCCUGUUCUUCUCGGAUCCCCUUCCUGCCACCUCUUCCAACUCCCAGGACUCAGCCCAGGUCACCUCGCUGAUUCCUGCCCCCUUGCCAGCUGCAAGCAUGGAGGGCAGCAUGAGAAGCCCAAGGCCUGGCACUUCUGGAGCCAGUUCCAGCCCUGCAGCCACACCCACGGGCUUUGGGAGCAGAGAGCCAGCCCCAGCUCUGAGUUCCCUCAGAAGAAAACAGAGGUGGUGGAAAGGCUGGACUCAGCAGCAACACCAAAUCCCGGACCAAGCAGAAACCACCCAAGACUGAAGGGCUCAUGCCAGAGCAGUGGCCACAGAGAUGGGGAUUGCUACAUUGCCCAGACUGGUCUCAAACAC
Molecule: messenger RNA, 2447 nt
Organism: Macaca mulatta (Rhesus monkey)
Lineage: Eukaryota; Metazoa; Chordata; Mammalia; Primates; Cercopithecidae
Source: RefSeq, a predicted model, not a curated record